Molecule: messenger RNA, 4139 nt
Organism: Musa acuminata AAA Group (dessert banana)
Lineage: Eukaryota; Viridiplantae; Streptophyta; Magnoliopsida; Zingiberales; Musaceae
Product: trihelix transcription factor ENAP2-like
Exons: 1
Coding region: 139-975 (278 amino acids)
Cellular component (GO): nucleus
Molecular function (GO): transcription cis-regulatory region binding
Source: RefSeq, a predicted model, not a curated record
CCACUGCCACUGCCACUCAACCACCACCCCACCCACGGGCUUCGCUAUACCCACCCCCGCACCGACGCCACUACCUAACUCCCGCCACGAACCAUAACCCUAGUCCUGAACCGCAUUCAUUCACGCGCAUCCGAACCCAUGGACGCCGCCGGAUCGGCGGAGCGCCGCCCCGGGCCUCCGCCGCCGCCGCCGCGGAAGGCCGCCCCCGGUCAGCCAUGGUCCCACAUCGAGACUGCCCACCUGAUCGACUCCUACGAGGAGCGAUGGUACGCCUUGAAGCGCGGCCAGCUCAAGGCACAUCAGUGGGAGGAUGUUGCCGCCACCGUCGCGGCCCGCUGCGGCCUCGACGAGCCCUCCAAGACCGGCACCCAGUGCCGCCACAAGAUCGAGAAGCUCCGCAAACGGUACCGCGCCGAGCGUCUCCGCCCCGUGCCCUCCGCCUGGCCCUUCUUCGGCCGCAUGGACCGCAUGGAGCGCGGGCCCCUUCCCCUCUCCAUCCGACCCCCGGGUCGCCCGCCUCCCUCCUCCGCCCUCUCCACCGACGAGGACGACGCCGACGAAGCCGACGACAACGACGACGAGGGCGAAAGGGCGGGGAGCAACACUCGGAGCAUCAACGGGAUCCUUCGGGAGCCCAAUUGGGGGCCAUCUAAAGUUCGCAGGAAUCACGUCCUCCCCAAAAGGAGAAAUUUUGAGGUGGAGGAAGGGGACUCCGAGCAGGAAGAAUCGGAGGGGGAGGGCGCAAGCGGUGUGGAGGCCAUGUCGCAGCUGGCGGCAGCUGUGAGGGGGUUCAGCGACACCUUGGUGCGGAUGGAGAAGAGGAGGAUGGAGCUGAUGAGGGAGAUGGAGAGAGAUUGGAUGGAGAUGGAGACGAAGAGGGCCGAGAUGUUGAGGGAGUCGCAGCGGUGCCUCUUGGACAUGAUCGCCGACGCUUUCCCUUCAUCCAAGAAGGCCAAGAAGUCUGGGAAUUUAUAAGCUACUGCCGCAAAAGGUCAUGCAACCUCAUGCUCUUGUCCUUUGUUCUUUCUUACCACUCUAUUAACAACCACCAUAUCUCAGAUGAUGAUAUGUAAUUUAGUGGGCCUUUCCCUCUCUAUUUAUUUAUUUUUAUGCCCAUUUAAUUGCUUUCAUUUUUCUCCUACGCACAUCUGUAGGUGGGAACUGCAAGGAUCGGGUAACAGUAUGCUGUUGUUGAAUAUAAAGAUCAUAAGUUUUAGCAUCUUAAUAGUCAAUGGUAGUUUGCUUGCUAAAGUUCUGAUUGGUUUGAGUUGCCACAAAAAAGUUUGCCCCUUUUUUGCAUGCUAUAUAGUAUACAUCAAGCAAGAGUCAUCAUAUUGUUAAUACUCCAAAAGAUUCUUUGGUCAAGGUACUGAAAAGGAUGGAUAAUUAUAGGAAUUUAUUCACCAUAAGGUUAGAUAUGUUUUUCUUUUUAUGGCAAGCAUGAAGGAAUGGAUACUGGAGAAAUAAGUUGACAUAACUCAAUGGAACAGUGGUAGAUAUGCUUUGCUAUUGUAUAGGCGGUCGACAUUGAUAGGUUUGAAUUCUGUCACUUAACAUUACCUCACCAACUUAAACUGUUACUCUUCACUAGUGAUUACUAUGCUUCUGGAGGCCAAUGCCACUAAGAUAAAUCAGUGUUUUCAUGCGUCCUUGAAGAUACGGCAUUGAGCACUAUAUGUUUGGGUUACAAAGGCAGUUGUAUCACAUUCACGGUACAUAUUACGAUGCCAUGGUUUAAUUAAUUUUCAUGUAUAUACAAACAUAUCAGAAAAGUCAUAAUGUUCUAGGCCUCUGAUGCAGUUGUGUUUUGCAGUCGUUUUCAUGAUCACACUUGAUGGAAUGGCCUAGAAUACUUGGCUCAUGUUAAUAGUAAUUUAGGUUUCGUAUGUUGUUUAUCUAACAGAAAGACUUCGAAUGUUUGUCAUGUAUAUAUUAUGUCGUCCGCGAUGGAAUUGAUUCUUACUAAACACUUUUCGGCAUAUCUAGAAUAGUUCAAAACAUAUUAGGGUUUUUAUACAAUUUAUGCUUAUUUAUACUUAGGACACCUGUACAAAGCUUCAAUGAAUGAUGGUUAUUCAUUUAUGAGGUUCAUAUAUAAUGAACAUAGUCUUAUGUCAGAGAAAAAUAUAAAAUAUAAUAAUAUUUGAAAUUGUACAUGUCUUACUUGUCAUGUUCAUGUGUGUUGUGUCCUGCUAUAAAAUUUAUCAGACCAGUGUAUUUGUAUCGUGUCAUGGCUAUGAGCAUGCUUCAUAGCUUAUCAUCGUCUAAAACAAAUCAACUUUUCUGUGGUGUAUGACUUGAAUCCAAUGCCGAAAAGGCUGAGAGGCUUUUUUUUUUCUUCUAUUUUUUUAACCGCAGCUUUUGUGUCUAAUGUUGAAGUUUUAGUCUUUUGUACACCAUGGAAGAUACUCUCUAGUCUCUUCAUUGUUUCCACUUGUAGUUGAGGUUUGAAAUUUAGCCUUUCAGUUCUCUUUCGCUUAAUCCUGUAAGAUGGCAUGUGAUGUAAAUAUUCAUAUCUUUGCUAUUUGUAUUUGUUCACUAUGGCCAAUGUGACGUUGUGAUUGAUGCUGUCAUUUGUUCGACUUGAUUAAAUGAGUUAAUUUGUUCAUCUAUAAGCUUUGCUGCUUAUCACAUAUGUGCCCACCGAUGGCCAACUAAUAUUUAUUUCAAAAGGGAAGUCAUAGGUUGUGAUAAAGACACGGGUGGCAAUUGCCAAUUUUUCGCUUUUCGAAUAUAUAUCAUUUUGUUUCCUGUUAUGUUCAUUAGAGCGGCCUCAAGGCAGGCUUAACUGCUAUCAUUUUGAGACUAAAUUGUUUGGCGGAGAAGAAAGCCAAGGUAGUCCGUUUUGCCGAACUAGUGUGUUUAAUGCACCAGAAAAAUUGAUCAAGUUGUUGAAGUGAUCAGAUGAAGUGUUUCAUAAGACGAGAAGAACGCUAUGAUUUUGUUAUGAUUUACUAUUGGCUGAUAGAAUCUUUCCAUACCUUGAAGACCAAGGGGGCAUUGUGUGGUUUGUGAGUGGCAAAGAGAUUUUUCUUAUAAUAUUAACUUAUAGGAUUGCAACCUUUUAGAGCAGUAAUACAUUGUUAGAAGAGCAACUGGUGCCAAAACAAGAUUCAAGAUAUAAAUGGACACUAUUUCUUGAAUGUUUUAGUAGAGUGUCAUGAUCUCAUGAUCUCAUGAUUUGGUAGUUGUGGUUCUUGAAAGUAGAACAAAAGGGAGCCAAGUAGUUCUAUGUGCUACCAAGGUUUUAGUUUCGCUCCGAGAUCUGUACUGGUUCGACCACAAAGAUCGGUAUGGGACUGGCAUGGCACCGGCGUAUCAACACAUGGUACACUGGCAUAUUGGUUGGCACGGACCAAAUAAAAAGAGGGAAAGAAGAGAGGAGGGCUAUUGAUGGUCAACAGUUGUUGAUAGCUAUUUUGGCUAUCGAUAACCCUGCUAUUGACAAUCAACAGCCUGUCAAUAAUCGUCCAGAUUAAAAAAUAAAAAACCGGCUACGAAUGGACCGUGAAAUUGCCUGGUUUGAGUGCUGGUUCCUGGUCAGACCGGUAAAUACCAGUCUGGCUGGUCUUUUGAAUCUUGGUUGCUAUACUUGAAGAACUUUUACUAAUCAAGCUUAUAUAGAAAUCUUAGCAUCCAAAAUUAUAAUCAACAUAGUUACUAAUAUAUCUGAUGCAUAUAAGGAACUUAAUACCAAAUGAGUGUAACUAUGAUGAGUUACUUUCCGCAUGCUUUCUUUUUUUGUUGAAACAAGAAGGAUUUGUGUGGAAAUAACAGUAGAUUAGAACCAAUUAUGGAGUUCUCAACUUCACUGUGGAUAUUAGCAUACAAGUGGUGCUCCAAAAGUCUGUCAUCUCUGCUUAGCUUAUAUGGCAGAUCUUUAAGUUGCUUGUAGCAGGGACAGACUGAUGAAUUGAAGCAGAGGUAUGCCUUCAUAUUACUUGGGCAUUCUUCUGAUCAUCUCUGAGAGUUCAUUGUGUAGUUUUAUGAGUUUAUAUGAUGCUUUGCCUAUUUUCCAUGUGUAUAAGCAUGGGAAGAUGAUGAGGAACUGAUGUCACAGGAAACAUCCAUGACUUGAUAAGAAAAUGUUAGAUGAGAUGCAGAGCUCUACAAGUCUCCUAGGAUUAGACAUACACAAA